AUGAUUCAUCCUUCUACAAUUUGGAUUAUUCUCUCCCUUGCUGUUAUAUAUGGUUGGCCGUUUCGCCAAUUUGAUUUUAACAACACCUUCUUGAAUGGUGAUUUAACUGAGGAUGUUUUUAUGUUACAACAUCCUAGCUUUGUGUCCAACAACCCUUCAUUAGUGCGCAAGCUUGAUAAAGCCAUUUAUGGCCUCAACAAGACUGAAAUUGAUGCUUUAAUCACUGACUUGAACUCUAAAUUUUCUCUUAAAGACUUAGGUAGUUUGAAUUAUUUCCUUGGUUUAGAAUUCAAUAUGCUUGGCACUGGUGAGCUUCACAUUUCACAAUCAAAAUAUAUUCUUGAUCUGUUAAGACGUGUAGGCCUCUUUAGCUCCAAGCCUGUCCCCACCCCUAUGCUAUCCUCUUUCAAGUUGAUUUCUAAAGGGUCUGAACCAUAUGAAAACUCAACUCUCUGUAGGUCUCUUGUUGGAGGGUUGCAAUAUGCAACCUUAACUCAUCCAAAGAUCUCCAUCUCUGAAUCGAAUUGGGCGAGUGACAUUGAAGAUCACAGGUCUACUAAUGGAUAUUGUGUCUUUCUUGGCAAUAACCCAGUGUUUUGGUGUAGUCGAAAGCAAAUGGCAGUGAGUCGCUCAUCUAUAGAAGCUGAAUUUAGAUGUCUUGCAGAUGUUGGAGUCAAAAUACUAUGGGUUCUUAAGUUGCUACAAGAACUUGGUAUUCCUUAA
Molecule: messenger RNA, 723 nt
Organism: Arachis ipaensis
Lineage: Eukaryota; Viridiplantae; Streptophyta; Magnoliopsida; Fabales; Fabaceae
Source: RefSeq, a predicted model, not a curated record